CCAAGCUUAAGACUGUACUUUCUCUCUCUCCUCUCUCUCCUCUCUCUCACCUCUGACUCUAGAGAGAGAAAGUGGUGGGAGCUUCCACAGCUCCACUAACAGGUAUAUAUUUUUGGUUCCCAAUGCCCAAAGCAUUUCAGAUUUCACUUGCAAUCUUUUGCCGCCCUCCGCCAUUAAACUCCUCUCCAACUUCCUGUGCAACUCUCACCUGCCCCCCUUUCUCUCCUCACUCUCUCUCUGUCUCUGUCUCUCUCUACUCCAUUAAACCCGAAACUCAAAACCCACCAACCAAAAUUCACAAAAACCAUGUUUGAUUGUGAAAGCUCCAAACUUUCCAAUCCACUCCAUGUACUCAUCCACCAUAUCCAAGAGUUAAAGAGACAGAUUCUCUCUCUUCUUCUCUGCCUCCCCACUUCCCUUCUCGCUCUCCUCCUCCUCCUCCUCUUAGCCUACAAUGGCUUCUACACCUUCUGCUUCCACCUCCCUUUCCUCCCCGAUUCCCCGCCGGAGCGCGCCAUUUUCCCUCCUGAAAAACUCGCCGGAGACCCCGUUCCCAAAUGGGUUCCUCCCCAUUUUUCGUCUUCUUCUUCUUCCACCUCAAGCUCAAAGCUUUCUUCUUCUUCGCCUGUAAUGUACGUUGUGAAAGAAGAAAACGCGCCAAUGUUCUUGAACCCCCACUUAUCUGCUCUGCAAAACCAGAGGAAUCCGACGGUACCCAUGUCGACGUUCUCGACACACAGGCGGCGGCGUCUGAGAAAGCAUAAGCGGAAGCUCAAAUCCGUUCCUUCCGAGCCAAAACCCCCUCUGUUUUCGACACGAAUUCGAUCAUUCUUCGCCGGAAACUCCACCUCUCCCUGUAAUGUCAGAGUCUUUAUGACUUGGAUUUCCUCCAAGUCCUUCGGAAGCAGGGAAUUGCUUUCCGUGGAGAGCUUGUUCAAGUCCCAUCCGAAUGCCUGCCUGGCCAUCGUGUCGAAAUCAUUGGAUUCCGACAAGGGAAUCCGAAUGCUGAGGCCAUUACAAGAUUUGGGUUUUAGAGCAAUUGCAAUCUCUCCCGAUUUCGAGUACUUGUUCAAGGACACACCUGCAGAAUCUUGGUAUUUCGAGCUCCGGAAAGGGAAUGUGAAUCCGGGUGGAGUUCCUCUAGGCCAGAAUCUAUCCAAUCUCCUCAGGCUUGCAUUGCUGUACAAGUUUGGUGGGAUUUACUUAGACACGGAUUUCGUAGUUUUAAAGAGCUUGUCGAAGCUCAGGAACGUGAUUGGAGCUCAGACAAUCGAUCCCCGGACGAAGAAAUGGAGUAGACUAAACAACGCAGUGUUGGUUUUCGACAAGAACCACACAUUGCUCUUCAAGUUCAUCCAAGAAUUCGCCCUCACAUUCGAUGGCAACAAGUGGGGACACAACGGCCCUUACUUGGUCUCGAGGGUGGUCUCAAGAGUGAUCGGAAAUCAGCAAAACCCGGGUUCUAAUUUCACAGUCUUGACGCCCUCGGCGUUCUAUCCAGUGAACUGGAGUCGAAUUCGGAGCCUUUUUCGAGCUCCAACAGACGAGGUUCACUCGAAGUGGCGGCUGGAGAAGUUGAGGAAUUUGUGUACUCAGAGCUUUGGAGUUCAUUUGUGGAACAGCCAGAGCCGGCGGCUGAAGGUUGAGAAGGGCAGCAUUAUGGAUCAUAUAAUGUCGAAUUUUCGGUGUUUUUGAACUCUUCAGCAUCAAGCUUUGUCAGUGUAGUAUAAGGUUGAUAAUUUGUUCAUUGUCACACUUGUACGUAGAAUAUGUUUCAAAUUUACCAUCUCAGUUCAUUCGGAUUUCGAGUGAUGACAGAAGGAAUAAGAGAAAUAUUUAUCAUUGGUUAUGAUCGAAAGACUUAUCCUAUAUCUCUGUGCAGUUA
Pyrus x bretschneideri (Chinese white pear) is the source of this 1885-nucleotide messenger RNA. RefSeq lists its product as uncharacterized. Bases 307 to 1695 code for a protein of 462 amino acids. The transcript has a single exon. NCBI's taxonomy places the organism in Eukaryota, Viridiplantae, Streptophyta, Magnoliopsida, Rosales, Rosaceae. The record is from RefSeq and is a predicted model, not a curated record.